Centropristis striata (black sea bass) is the source of this 3901-nucleotide messenger RNA. RefSeq names its product ring finger protein 10 (gene rnf10). Gene Ontology annotation, molecular function: transcription cis-regulatory region binding; metal ion binding. The coding region runs from base 427 to 2811 and encodes 794 amino acids. The transcript is spliced from 17 exons. Gene Ontology annotation, biological process: positive regulation of transcription by RNA polymerase II; positive regulation of myelination. The record is from RefSeq and is a predicted model, not a curated record. NCBI's taxonomy places the organism in Eukaryota, Metazoa, Chordata, Actinopteri, Perciformes, Serranidae.
GGGCCUCUACUAAGUAGAUUUUGCACUCAAUAGAAGAAACAUCCGGGUCUCGCAGGUUCCUAUUUGGCGACCCGUCGCCAUUAGUACAAGCUCGUUGUAGCGGAUAUAUUUUUUGGUCAAAAUCUCUUAAUUUUCUCGUUUUCCAUCCUUUGGAAAACAUUUAACGCCUUGUUAAGGGCAUUUUGUUUCCUUAACGUGUAAAAGACUUAAAUUCGGGGGGUCUUGGCCCCGCGUGGCGAGCUUUCGUCCUCUCUACAACCUAGUUAACUUGAGACGCCGAAAUCGUGUCUCUAUUUUUUCUUCGGGUUGUUUAUUGUGAAGAUGUCGCCGUGAUGGGGUCUCCGCGUUUGACAGAAAUGAAUCAGGGCCUUCGUCGCCUGACCCGCACUCACUGCAGCCCGCUUUCCCCUUUCGUUUUUCUGUUUGAUGCUAGGGAGCUCAGCAGCUCUCUACCCGGAGCUCGGCCCCAGCGCUCACUGCACGGAGAAAAACAUGGAGAAAAACCCCAACAGCAGCACCAACACCAAGGUUCCGCCCCGUUCCAGCUCCACAGGCCCACCGCCGGGCGAUUCUAAACCCAAAACAGAAAGUAAAAAUAAUGGAGGCUCCAGGCGGUACAGCCGCAAGCGUGAGCCCACCUUUCCUAAAACCGACAGUUUCCAAGGCCCUCGCCACACCAAUUCACAGAAAAGCAAGAAUUUUGACAAGAGACCCCCUCAGAGAGGUGGAGGACGACAGUAUGGAGUUGCAGGUGGAGGACGACGUGAGGAGGUAGCAGAGACACGCCGGGCCGAGUUUAGCCCGGCUCAAUUUGCUGGACCGAAAAAGAUAAGUCUCAACCACCUGCUAAACUUCACCUUUGAACCCCGUGGAGGUAACAGUGGCAUCGGAGAUGGAGGCCACUCCGGAUGGGGCCGCCGAAACAAAUGGGGCCACAAGCACAAGCCCUUUAACAAGGAGCUUUUUCUGCAGGCCAAUUGCCAGUUUGUGGUGACUGAUGACCAGGACUACAAGGCUCACUUCACUGAUCCAGACACUCUGGUCAACUGGGACUGUGUACAGCAAGUGCGCAUCUAUAGUCAUGAGGUGCCGUCUUGCCCGAUCUGCCUCUACCCUCCGUUGGCAGCCCGCAUCACUCGGUGUGGGCACAUCUUCUGCUGGCCGUGCAUGCUGCACUACCUGUCACUUAGUGACAAGACCUGGUCCAAGUGUCCCAUCUGCUAUGAGGCAGUUCAAACUGCAGACCUGAAGAGUGUGGUUGCUAUGGAGACCAGGCAGUAUGUGGUUGGUGACACAAUCACCAUGCGCCUGAUGCGGAGGGAGAAGGGGGCUCUGGUGGCCAUGCCUAGCUCUCAGUGGGUGAAGGUGGAGGAGCCUGUUCGCUUUGGAGAUGCAAGUCUUAGCCAAUACUCCAAGCUGCUGCUGACCUCCCCGACGCAGGUUCUGAGCCUGGUGGCAGAAGAGAAGGCUGUGCUGCAGUCUCAGCUGCACCAGGAAGAGGAUGCCCACGGGUGCUUUACCCAGAGCGCCCUCUGUCUUUUGCAGGAGCGAGAGGAAACUCUGCUGAAGCAGCAAAAGGCAAGUGUAGUGGACAACCUCGACCUGUCCUCUCUGACUCUGGAAGAACCUUCUUCUCCUGUGGAGGAAGUGGUUACUAACAGCAGCACCAGCACCAAGCCUGUGCUGCAGUACUCCUCUGCAUUUGAUGACGAAGUGGCAGAGAUAGCAGAGGUCCCAGAGGAGGACGCCGCUGCAGAGUUGCCAGGCUUCCCUGAAAGCCUUUUGGAGAGUGUGCUGGAGGAGCCUCCAGAGGCUAUCGUGGAUUCAGCCCCAGAGCCCCAGCCUGAUGAGGGAAGUCCUGCCACCCAGGCAGAGUCAGCCCGCCCUUCAACCAGUGUGGUGCACGGACCCUACUACUAUUUCUACCAAGCUGAUGACUGCCAGCAGAUGUUCCUGCAUCCUGUGAAUGUACGCUGUCUGUUGCGUGAAUACGGCAGCUUGGAGGCCAGUCCUGACUCCAUCACUGCUACAGUGGUGGAAAUUGUGGGACACACAGUCACUGAGGAUAUCCGUCGUCGGCAUCGAUAUCUGGCUCAUCUGCCACUCACAUGUGAGUUCAGCAUCUGUGAGUUAUCUCUACAGCCGCCAAUCCUGUCCAAAGAAACUCUGGACACAUUUGCAGAUGACUUGGAAAAGAGAAAGCGUCUGAGGCAGAAGAAAGUGAGGGAUGAGAAGCGAAGAGAGAAGCGAAUUGAAAUCGAGGAGAAUAAGAAGCAGGGUAAAUAUCCUGAGGUGCAUAUUGGACUGGAAAACCUUCAUCAUUUCCCAGCAUUCGGGUCUCCUCCUCACUACAGCAGCCCCCCAGUGCAGCCUGACUUCAUGUUUGCUCCCCCUUCACCCCUCAGCAGCAGUCCUUCCUCUGAUGGGAUUAGGUUCCCAAGUCUGAAUGGACAAAGCACUUCACCCAUUGUGGGUAGUGUGGAGGAUGACUCCCACUGUAUGUCCUUUGCACAGAUGCUAAGAGAUGGGAAAGCCAGAGCUGAUGCUGGGCCCAGGAUCACUCCAAAGAAAGAUACACUGCUCGCGCCCCCAGCAGCAGACAGCGAUGGAGAGAGUGACGGGUCGGACCGAGUCCCUGUUCCCAGCUUCCAGAACUCCUUCAGCCAGGCCUUUGAGAAGGCACUUCUGCAGCUGGACAGUGGUCAAGCUUCUCCUCCACAACCUGUGGUUGUACCAGAUGAAAAAGGAGGCAAGAAGAAAAAGAAAAAGCAGAAACUUCUGUUCAGCACAUCCAUGGUUCACACAAAGUAGACAACACUGAAGUUCAUUUAAUCCAAUUUCAUGUUUCUUGAGUUGAUCUUCCCACUGCUUGUGUUUUUACUUCCAUGCAGAUUUUUCUUGGAACGAUAAGCUAUGGAGAAAAGGUUUUAGUGUGUAGCCAAAGUUCAUGCUGCUUUUAGUCAUAGUUCUAUGGGCUUGAGCCAUUGUUUGGGUGGCAUGUCUUCAGUUUAAUUUCCAUAAUUUUUGCGUUGUGCAACUAGGUCAAAGCUUUGCAGCAACCUCCUGUUGCACUUAACGCCUUAUGUGUAACAUUUGCUGAGAUGCUCAGUAAAACAAGAUAUAACAAGCUGAUGGAUCUCAUGUAUGCUUUUGGCUAUUAGGGUGUCCAGAUACAAGACUUUCAUCACAUGUGGUUGCUAUAUGAUGUCCAACUUUCCUGAAGUUGACUCUGAGCGUCUAGGAUCCAUGAGUAGUAUUGAUAAGAUAAUACUGGUGCUUUAUAUAAGAGUAGCAGUCAGCCAGCUGCACGUACGUUGCACCUUUUUACAUCUUUUUCAAGAUGCUCAGUGCUCAGACAUCAAUGUGGAACCUCCACUUAGAAUGGAUAAAAACAUACAUUUCAGUGUUCAUCACAGGUAAUAAUUUGGGUUAGUACUUCAUUACACUUCAACAGAAUAGAUUUCGGGAUUGACAUCAAUGGCCUUUUGUAACAAUAACAUGAAUAUGUGAUGUUCUAAUACCAUUGUGAGGAAGUGAAAACACAGUAUUGUAUUAAAGAGAUUAGGUCUGUUGGUUCAACAGAACUCCAGUAUAUCCUGUGUGGUUAAACCAUAAAUACGCACUUUCUUUCAUUUAGUUUCUCCUCUGUGUCAUAUUCCGUUUUUAGAAGGUUAACUAACUUUUAACAUUACUCCCCCAGUUUAAUUUCAGUGUUGAAAAUGUGUGAAGUUGGAGAAUUGCUGAUGUUUUAAAGAAUGCUUUGGAAACCUGAAGAAAAGUGGAUUGAAAAUUUGUUUUGUUUGAGGGUUCUUUAAUUCACCUUUAUUUUUGAGCAAGUUUAAAGACUAGUGAACAUGACUAGUCUGUUGAACUAAAUAAACAAUUAUGCACAAUCAAGAAA